GCCUAUAAUAGCCUUGUCUUCGUAUAGAGAAAUAAUUUGCAGAUGAUCUAUCAUGUCUGCAGGAUCACAUUAUAUUCAUUAGUCUUUCAUUGUUUCCUUAUAAUCCCCUAAACAACCAGGCUGCUUUUACAUGUUGAAUAAUGCUCACAGUCACAAGUGUCUGUUGUUUCAAAGCUCAUUAACGGACCCUCUCCGCACUGACGGAUGAGUCGUCCAAUGGUUGUUUGGAAUCCACUGGUUAUCCAAUGGUAACCGGUCUGAGCUGAUGCUGUUUGCUUAUUGGUGAGGAGUGUGUCGUAUCGGUUAGUCUGCCUCCUCGGUGCUGAUGCCUUUCCUCUGGUCAAGGUUGCUCUUGCAGUGAUCGCAGUGAGUUGGACGCGACUGGAGCCCCGUUUACGCACAAGCAGAGCAGCAGACUUGAUCAGCCGAGGCUCUGCUGCUGUAACUUCUCCUGUUUGUGUUUGCCUUUCAGGCCACAGAGGAAUCUCUCCCCUCUCAGCUGCAGCCAUGGAUGAAAUGGAGGAAGAGUUAAAAUGCCCUGUUUGCGGCUCUUUUUUCCGGGAGCCCAUCAUACUGCCGUGCUCCCACAACAUUUGCUUGGCUUGUGCUCGGAAUAUUCUUGUGCAGACCCCCGAUGCUGAGUCUCCACAGAGCAGCCGAGCCUCCGGAUCCGGCGUCUCAGAUUAUGAUUACCUGGAUCUGGAUAAAAUGAGUCUGUACAGUGAGGCGGACAGUGGAUAUGGUUCAUAUGGGGGCUUCGUCAGUGCUCCGACCACCCCUUGCCAAAAGUCACCUAACGGGGUGCGGGUUUUCCCCCCGACUGUCCCCCAGCCUCCUCCGCAACAGCACCUGCUAGCGCAGCCCGGCUCUUUACCCCCGAUCCCCCGCAACUCCUGCAUCACUUGCCCGCAGUGUCAUCGCAGUCUCAUCCUGGACGACCGGGGUCUCCGCGGAUUCCCCAAGAACCGGGUGCUCGAAGGGGUUGUGGACAGGUACCAGCAGAGCAAAGCGGCCGCUCUCAAGUGCCAGCUCUGCGAGAAGAGUCCGAAAGAGGCCACGGUCAUGUGCGAGCAGUGCGACGUCUUCUACUGCGACCCGUGCCGCCUACGGUGCCAUCCUCCCCGCGGACCCCUCGCCAAGCAUCGCCUGGUGCCUCCGGCGCAGGGGCGGAUAAGUCGCCGGGCGAGUCCCCGCAAAAUCUCCACUUGCACAGAGCACGAACUGGAGAAUCUAAGCAUGUACUGUGUACAGUGUAAGAUGCCUGUAUGUUAUCAGUGCUUGGAGGAAGGAAAACACGGCACACACGAAGUCAAAGCUUUGGGCGCAAUGUGGAAACUGCACAAGGGUCAGCUGUCCCAGGCUCUCAACGGCCUGUCAGACCGAGCCACUGAGGCCAAGGAGUUCCUGGUCCAGCUGAGAAACAUGGUGCAGCACAUCCAGGAGAACGGGGUGGAGUUCGAGGCGUGUUUGGUGGCUCAGUGCGACGCCCUCAUCGACGCCCUGAACCGACGUAAGGCCCAGCUGCUGGCUCGAGUAAACAAAGAGCACGAACACAAGCUGAAGGUGGUUCGGGAUCAGAUCUCCCACUGUACGGUGAAGCUGCGUCAGACCACGGGCCUGAUGGAGUACUGUCUGGAGGUCAUCAAGGAGAACGACCCCAGUGGUUUCCUCCAGAUCUCUGAUGCUUUGAUCCGGAGGGUCCACAUGACAGAGAGCCAGUGGGGGAAGGGAACCCUCACCCCGAGGAUGACCAGCGACUUUGACCUCACCCUGGACAGCGGGCCCCUCCUGCAGACCAUCCACCAGCUGGACUUUGUCCAGAUGAAAGUUCCAGCCGCUCCGAUGCUCCAGCUGGAGGAAUGCUGCACUCAGAACAACAGUGCCACGUUGUCAUGGAAACAACCACCGCUCUCUACCAUCACCGUGGAGGGAUACAUCCUGGAGCUGGACGAUGGAAACGGGGGGCCGUUCAGGGAAGUGUACGUGGGGACGGAGACCAUCUGCACAGUGGACGGGCUUCAUUUCAACAGCACAUACAAGUCCAGAGUGAAGGCCUUUAACGCCAGCGGAGUGGGCCAGUACAGCAAGACACUGAUCAUGCAGACAUCUGAGAUUGCUUGGUUCACCUUUGACCCAGUGUCCGCUCACCCGGACAUCAUCUUCUCCAACGACAACCUGACGGUGACGUGCAACAGCUACGAUGACAGGGUGGUCAUGGGUAACUCCGCUUUCUCCCGCGGUGUGCAUUACUGGGAGAUGACCAUCGAUCGCUAUGACAAUCACCCAGACCCGGCCUUCGGGAUCGCUCGGGCCGACGUCUUGAAGGAUGUGAUGCUGGGGAAGGACGACAAGGCCUGGGCCAUGUACGUGGACAACAACCGCUCCUGGUUCAUGCACAACAACUCGCACACCAACAGAUCGGACGGCGGCAUCAGUAAAGGGGCUACGAUAGGAGUGCUGCUCGACUUCACACGCAGGAUCGUCAUCUUCCUCAUCAACGAUGAGCAGCAGGGUCCGGUGGCGUUUGAAGGGUUGGAGGGCGUCUACUACCCCGCCAUCAGCCUCAACCGAAAUGUCCAGGUCACACUGCACACUGGUCUACCCAUCCCAGAUUUCUACACCCCCGGGGAGGCAGAUCCAACUGGCUCUGUGUGCUAAAGACUCACCGCCCCCCAGUUUGGGAAAACCUCUCCAGGUUUUCCCAGGGUUCAUCCUGCCAGUCAUUAACUAUGAUCCCACCCUGCUCCCCCUCCUCUUGUCCCCCUGACCGACUGACCCCAUGACUCUGUGUAACAGGCCCCAUCCAGCGCUGAGCCAUGCCUUUAUCAUGCCUAAACCUUGGACACACGGACCGUCUGCAGAACACUGUCAAAACGGACAGUGCUUCACCAUCCGUACCUUGUAAUUUGACAUGAGACAGAUAGUUGAAGAAGGUGAAAUCCUGUUGAAAAAUAAUUGCAAUCUCAAGCUGAUGGAUCGGCAAAGCUAUAAAUUUAUGUACAGUCAUUAUAAAAUGUGCUUAAAGGAAUUUGGUAUUUUGGAAAGAAAAAAAAACACUCUCAUGUCUGUCUGGUAAAUAUGUAUCUACGAGCCAGCAGCUGGUUAGCUUAGCUUAGCUCAAAGACUGAAAACAGAGGGAAACAGCUAGCCUGCUUCUGUCCAAACUUCAAAGACCACCUCAACACCUCUAAAGAUCGCUUAUCAAAACAUGAUGUGUCAUUUUUUAUAAUCUGUACAAAAACCGUAGUGUAUAAACACAAAGUUGUAGUUUUAUGGGGUCAAGAUAAAGUGCGGCACCUAACCCCUGCAAAUCCACAAAUUGUUGUGUUUACAUUUUAAUUUUUAUACGGAUUAAACAAACAAGAUGCAUGUACAGCUUUAAAGCUGCUAAUAGGCAGAUUUGGUCACCUUUGGACAGAGAAAGACGGAGCUACUUCUUUCCCCGUUUCAAGUCUUUAUGCUAAGCUAAGCUAACUGUGGCUCACGUGAGAGUGGUAUCGAGCUAAGUGAAUGUUUCCCAAAAUUUUCAACAAUGUCUUUAAAGAAAGUUGGUUGCUUUGUAAAUGAGUUGAAAAUGGAGCCGCCAUCAUACCGUCAUGAACCAUCAUCCUGAUCCUUCUCGUUUUCAAAAGCACACAUGCGCAAACACAUCAUCAUGCAUCAGUAUCAGUAUCUGCCACCAACAUCUCCACACCAGGGGGAGCACGAAAGGUCGUCUUUUGUGUGUGUGUGUGUAUGUGUGAGUGUGUGUGUGUGUGUGUGUGUGAGUGGAUGGGUUGAGACUGGUCAGCAGCAGCAGCAGCAAUGAAACCUGGACGAGAACAAUAGCCCGACUCUCAGCCGCGUCACUGUCGCAUCCUCGUCCGUGUAAAUGAGACGCUUUUCUUAGUGGCUUAGCUCAUGUGAACCUUCUGUAUCGUCUGUUAAAAAAACAAAACAAAUAAAACUAACAAAAAAAACACAGCAUCAAUGUAUAAAAUGAUACUGGAAGCAAAGCCUUUCUCUGCAGUGCAGCUCUCAGAACAAAACAGGAGGGUAUUUUUGGUGUAAUGUAUCAUAAAAGCAGGCGAUUCUGUGCGUGGAAGUGAGGUAAAGAUGAUGACUGUGAAGCUAUUUGAAUAAGGUGCUACAGCAGCUCGCUUAGUUCUGGCUUUUUUUUUACUGUAGGUGACUGAAUCCUGGUAGUUUUGUAAUAUUGUUAUUGAAAUGAUCUAUUGCAAAGAGGUGUAUAGCUAAAUAAGUUAUUGAUGUUCAGAGUUUUUCAAUGAGAAUUCAUCAUUGUUCCUUUAUUUGAUGUCUAGUUAUUACAGAGAGGAAGUAACUGAAUCUUUUUGUCGCUUUACAAAUGUCGUUUGGAGUUUCAGUUACUGUGAGAACCAGUUUAUGUCAGACAAAAGCAACAGGAGCGGUGAUGAUGCACUGGGAUGUUUUUUUUGUGGCAUUACAUUUCGGGCAACAGCCUCCUCGAUGUGAGACAAGGACGUUUCUUAAGACUUAGCCAUGCUAGCAGCUCAGUGAGGCUGUGCAUAGAUACAGUGAUACUUUUACGCUAAAUGCUAAUGCUAACAUGCUCACAGUGACAAUGCUAGCAUGCUGAUAAAUAGCAGGUAUAAUGUUUACGAUGUGCACCAUCCUAGCUUAGCAUGCUAUCGUCUGCUAAUCAGCACUAAUACAGAAUAUAGCGAUGGCUGAUGGGAGGUGGGGUGAUGGCACCAAAUCUAUCCGAUGAUGGCAUUAGAGAAAAAAUGUAUGUCUCCAUUGUUGUUGCAAUUCAUCCUUAGAAGCACAUGAAUGGCGAGCACCAAAUCACAUGGCUCUCUAUCAAGUAGUUGUUGAGAUAUUUCCCUCAAAACCACAGCGGUGGCGCAAGAGGAAAAAUCAGUGGAUCACCAAAGUCAUUAGGAUUCAUCCUCUGGGAACCAUGAAUCUCUGAAAAAUGAUUUGUGCAUAUUAAUGUAGUGCAUGUUGGGAUAUUUCACGCAAUAAGUGAAACUAUGACCUGCUAGUUGUGCUGGACGAAAGGUCAGACUAUCACCAAAGUCAUGAGGGUACAUCCUCUGGAGAACAGGAAUCUGUAUCUGUACAAAACUUUGUGCCGAUCCACCUGAUAGAUAUCGAGGUAUUUCAGAGUACAAGUGAUAACAUUGACCUGCUGGUGGCGCUAGAGGAAAAGUCAAGGAUCAAGAAAAAUCAUCCUCUGGGAACCAUGAAUGUCUUUAUGUGGCAAUCCAUUUAAUAGAUGUCAAGACAUGUUACCAAAAAAACAAACAUUUUAAACUCAUGCUGGUGCUGGAGUAAAAAAAUCACAGGAGUCCAAAGUCCAUAGACUUUUUAGUUCGGGGACCAUGAACGUCCAUCCAAAAUGUCUGAGCAACACAUCCACUAGUUUUUGACAUAAUUCAGUCCGGACCAAAGUUUCAGGCCGACACAGACUCCACACAGCUAGCAUGGCUAACUGUGACUGAGGUUGAAAUGUUCGGGCGUCAGUUCGAGGGAGCAGUUGCCUGUUAGAGAUGCCUAAAAAGUUUACCGGAGUAUCAUAGCCAUGACACGUACAGUACAUGUCUAGCAUUUACAUGAGGUGCUAUCAUGUGUUUGAGCUUCAUGGGUGUGCCUUUUCCCCCCUCUUCAAUACCCAAAAGAUUUAUGAAACUUUGCUACAAACUAGAUUCAUUGCUUCAGCAGAGUCAACCUUAACAUCUGUGAUGCCUGACUUCACCUGCUGCUAUAUUUUUUCUAUCGUAAAAAAAAAAAGGGCAAAAUUCAACAGUGAUCAUGUUUGCUAUGGAUAUAAUAACCACAGUAUUGAAGGGAAUAUUACAGUCAGGUAUGGCAAGGUGUGUUUUCUUAACUUUUUAAAUUCUCUAAUGUUUUUUGUUUCUUUCUCUUCCCCUGGGGUUUCACUGAUUGUAAAUCAUCUGGGACUGAAAUCACGUGGCUGCUAGAAAAUGGCUGCACACAGUAAACUUUACAAUAUCCAGUAUGAUAUGUGCAUGUGUGCUUACAGUGACAAACUAAACCGAGCCGGUUGCGCAGCCUGUCCCGCUCGGCCGAAUUCAAGCUUCAAUUUAUGCAACAUUUAAUUGGCUGUUUUUCAAGGAUGAGCCUUUUGUCCGGCCGUAAUUAUAAUACCACAGUACAAAAGCAGCUCUUUCCGCAGUGGGUCACCGAGCAGCGAGAGCCUCCUUUGACUCAUACGCAGACAAGUGCAGCCAUUAUCACGGCAUUACACAACCUCAGAUUCCAGGACAAUUAUACAAAAACCAGUUUAAUUCAGCAAAACAGUUUAUUAAAGGCUCAUAUGUCCAGAUGACACGCACACACACGUUUUGUUUCUUACUAGGUAAAUACUCUUUUAACACAGUAUGUGAGAAAAUGUGAUUGAAAAGUGACAAUUGUGUGUUUCUGUACUGAACACAUGGGGGUGCUGACUUUAAAAAGUGUGUGAUUGUAACGUUUAUUCUUUCUCAACCAGCCAAAUACACUUUAAUGAUAUUAAAAUAGACCCGGGGGGAGGAUUUGAAUUCUAUCACAGCCUCAUAAAACUUUUAUGAAUUAUUAAAAACGUACACACAGUCGCUGGGCGACACUGGGUGUUAUAUCUCCAAAUGUACAUACAUAUGUGUGUGUGUGACCGAGUGUGUGUGUGUGUGUGUGUGUGUGUGUGUGUGAGUGUGUGUUACCUGCACUAUAACCUCAUUUUAUCUCCAAAGUGAUUUUUCCUUUUUGCCCAGUUUGAUCCGAGGUUAUUAUUAUUAUUUACAUUGAUGCUGAAAUAUGUCUAUGGAGAAUUUUACGAAUAUGAAAUGAACAUUGUUACUACUAUGAUUUUAACACCGUAUGAUUACUAUGAUUGUUAUGAUUAUAUGUCUAUCAUUGCCAUAUUACUGCUAUUAUUAUGAUGAGUUGAAGUGUAAUAUGAGGCUCUGUGUUUUCUGUAUGUGUGAAUAUUCAAUAAAUAGGUGUCAACAAGG
Messenger RNA from Seriola aureovittata, 6974 nucleotides. It is a transcript of the gene trim9, whose product is annotated as tripartite motif containing 9. NCBI's taxonomy places the organism in Eukaryota, Metazoa, Chordata, Actinopteri, Carangiformes, Carangidae. The transcript has 10 exons. Gene Ontology annotation, molecular function: protein binding; zinc ion binding. The coding region runs from base 508 to 2658 and encodes 716 amino acids. The record is from RefSeq and is a predicted model, not a curated record.